AUGAAUGACAUACAAGAAAAAUUUAUUUUGAAUGUAGGCGAUACAAACGUCCAUAGAAUUGUUCAGAAAUACGUGGAAAAUCAUGAAAAUUCAAACGAUUAUAUCGCAAAUCCCAAUGUGUUGGAUGAGUAUUUCUGCAAUGAUGGAAAAAUAUCAAUUAUUAGUGMUGUUUCAGAUAAUUUUAAGGACGUCCAGAGGAAAAAAUCAGCACAAUCUGAUAUUGAAGACAGUGGUGAAUUAUUAUCGUACCACGAGAAGAAUAUACAGUUAGAAACAAUCGAAAAAGAGUUCAAGGGAUUAAAUAUAAAAAAUGAAUUACUCACUGAUCAAGUUCAAAUAAUCACCGAUCGRAACAAGUUAAGUAACGAUCAAAUAAAGUCGAUCAAAGCUGAAAUACACAAGAUUCAAACCGAAAUCGAAAUUAUGCACGACAGGAAGACAAAUAAAGAAUUGGAAAACGCUGCUUACUUUAAAGCCAUCGUAGACAAAAUGGUGGAAAUCCAUUGCCAUAUCGACCAAUUUACAGAGGUAGUAAACGGUUUGAAGCUCGAGCUAGAAGAUGCGUGUGAAAAUAAAAAAACGAUUACAGAGAUAAUGGAAGUGUCAGAGUAUUUGAGAGCCUAUUAUUUUAUGCGAGUGACCGAAGACCAGAGAAAUUUUACUGAACAAAUAAGUAAACACGCGAGCGAAAUCGAUCAGUUAAAAACGUUUGCGGAUAUUAAAACUAAAGAAGUAGAUAUGCUGAGAGAACGUGCUAAUGAACAAAAACUUUCCAUUGAUUCUAAUGAAAAAUCGAUGAAAUACAUUACCGAUAAGAACAGUUUAUAUGUGGCUUUGCGUGGCGCAUUGGCUGUUACCGAUUGCGGAAUGCGACUAGAAGUAAGUAACGGCGACAGCCACUAG
Molecule: messenger RNA, 903 nt
Organism: Diuraphis noxia (Russian wheat aphid)
Lineage: Eukaryota; Metazoa; Arthropoda; Insecta; Hemiptera; Aphididae
Source: RefSeq, a predicted model, not a curated record